UUGCUUGGCUUAAAGACCUCUUUUUUGGAUUUGGUUUUUUUGUUUGGCUCACGUGAGCUCGGGAAGCGCGAUCCGCGACCAGUUGCCAAAAGCCUAAUGCAAUAAUAACGAGUUUCACGGAGUCUCUCGGCUUAUUUCGGUUCGGAAACAUUUCCAAAAAUCGCGUGUGCAGAUGCGCAACAGUCAAGUCGAGUCGUCGUCGGGUUAUCCAAACAAAUAAUAUCAAAACAUUAGCAUUUGAAAAUACGCAGCCUUGUCUCUGGGCGUCUCUCAGUUUUAAUUGAAUAACUACACUUCCAGCCGGUUCAAAGCGGUUUCAGCCGCAUGUUACCUUACCAUAAUUUACCUUUAUUAAAGAUCAAAAUAAAAUAAAAGUCUGCAAAUCACUCAGACACAAACCUAAUUGUCACACAGUGAAGUGAACUUAAGAAAAGAUCUCUCAGAAUAUAACCUCAGAAGCAGCUAUAACAGCAAAAGAUCCCUCGGACGUCUCUGAUUGUCAGUUAUACAGCUUCAGAGAAGUACUCCCAAAAAAGUGACUAUUAGUUCUGCUUUGCAAUUCCUCGCUAAUAGAACGGUUUGCUGGCCAAAAUGGACGCAUCCCACAGGAAUCAUCGAAAUCCAGCCUUCGUGGGCGACGAUGGACGCAGCAUUGCCAGCACAGUGGACAUUUCGGCUAGCAGUGCUGCUCCCCGGGAUAAUGCCAACGACGAUCCGGAGGCGAGUAAAUUGCCAGAGGAGCGUGCCACCUGGGGCAAGGGUGUGGAGUUCCUGAUGUCCUGCAUUGCCAUGUCCGUGGGUUUGGGCAAUGUGUGGCGCUUCCCCUUCACCGCCCUCGACAAUGGCGGCGGUGCCUUCCUCAUUCCAUAUCUCAUUGUGCUGUUCCUGAUUGGCAAACCGAUUUACUAUCUGGAAAUGGUAAUUGGCCAGUUUUCCAGCCGCGGUUCGGUAAAGGUGUUCGAUUUGUGUCCCGCCAUGAAAGGCGUCGGAAUCGGCCAGGUGAUAUCCAUAUCCAUGGUGACCACCUACUAUGUGGCCAUAAUGGGCAUAACCCUGCGCUACCUCUUCGAUUCGUUUCGUUCGCCGUUGCCCUGGUCCGAGUGCCGGCCGGAGUGGCAAUCCCAAUGCGUGGCCUCCAGUCUGGGUAACACCACCUCCCAGUUGGCCAAAACCGUGGAUAUGGAGAUGCUGGCCGGGCAGAAACCGGUGGCCUCUGCCGAGUUGUAUUUUCUUAAGGAGGUGUUGCACGAGAAGCCCAACAUUGAAAAUGGCAUUGGUCUGCCCAACUGGGAGCUAGUCAUUGGAUUAUUUGUGGCCUGGGCCUGCGUGUUCCUAAUCAUUCGCCGUGGAGUCAAGAGUUCCGGAAAGGCCUCGUACUUCCUUGCCAUUUUCCCAUACGUCAUAAUGGGUGUCCUUUUGGUGCGAGCUGUAACCCUGCCAGGAUCCCUGGAUGGCAUCUACUAUUUCAUUAAGCCACAGUGGGGCAAGAUCUUGGAUCCCAAGGUUUGGUAUGCUGCCGUGACCCAGUGCUUCUACUCGCUAUCGGUGUGCUUUGGCAACAUCAUCAUGUACUCCUCCUUCAACAAGUUUGGUCACAAUGUACAUCGAGAUGCUACGAUUGUAACUGCUUUGGAUACGAUGACUUCCCUGCUUGCUGGGUUUACGAUAUUCGGAAUUCUGGGACACUUGGCUCAUGAGAUUGGCACCGAUGACAUUGGCACUGUGGUGAAAGGAGGAGCAGGAUUGGCCUUUAUUUCGUAUCCUGAUGCCAUUGCCAAGUUCAAGCAGCUGCCGCAGAUCUUCUCGGUGCUUUUCUUCCUUAUGCUCUUCGUUCUGGGCAUUGGAUCAAAUAUAGCCAUGACCUCCUGCUCAGUGACAGCUAUCCGGGAUCGGUUUCCCAACUUUAAGCAGUGGCAGUGCUCCCUGCUGAUUGCAGUAGUCAGUUUUGUCAUUGGACUAAUGUAUAUUACACCGGGCGGCCAAUACAUGCUGACUUUAGUGGUUUUUGGUGCCUCGAUGAUAGCAUUGGUUCUAGGAAUUGCUGAACUGUACACCAUUGGAUGGAUCUAUGGCACAGAUCGCCUGUGCAAGGACAUUGAGUUCAUGCUGGGCCGCAAGGUCGGCCUCUACUGGAGACUUUGUUGGAGCAUAAUCACUCCCCUGAUCAUGACUGUUAUUCUGAUAUACUUCUAUGCAACAUAUGAGCCACUGACCUACAAUAAUAUUGUGUACCCCAGUUGGGCAUAUAGUAUUGGUUGGGUAAUUACCGCUUUUGGUAUAUUACAAUUGCCAAUUUGGAUGAUUGUUGCCAUUAUCCGAGAUCCAGGUCAGUCUCUGGGGGAGAAAAUUAGAGGGGCUUUUACUCCCAAAAAGAACUGGGGACCCACCGACCCUCUGCUCCGUGAGCAGUACAACAAGGAAAUUGAGAACGAUCUGACCCCAAAUCGGGGAAAGGGUAUUUGGGCUGCCAUCAAGCAGAAUAUUUUUGGUUAAUCCAAGCCAUUGAAAAACCAGGUGCAAUGUACAUAAAGUCCAAAAGAUCUUGUAUUAAUCCUAAGUCUGCCAAUAAACUUGAUAAGUAUGAAAUCAAAUA
This is a messenger RNA of Drosophila serrata, 2593 nucleotides long. Its product is annotated as sodium-dependent nutrient amino acid transporter 1. Gene Ontology annotation, cellular component: plasma membrane. Gene Ontology annotation, molecular function: amino acid:sodium symporter activity; L-amino acid transmembrane transporter activity. The record is from RefSeq and is a predicted model, not a curated record. NCBI's taxonomy places the organism in Eukaryota, Metazoa, Arthropoda, Insecta, Diptera, Drosophilidae. Gene Ontology annotation, biological process: sodium ion transmembrane transport; nitrogen compound transport; amino acid import across plasma membrane.